Messenger RNA from Pseudopodoces humilis (Tibetan ground-tit), 1427 nucleotides. RefSeq names its product popeye domain cAMP effector 1 (gene POPDC1). Gene Ontology annotation, molecular function: cAMP binding. Gene Ontology annotation, biological process: skeletal muscle tissue development; heart development; striated muscle cell differentiation. Gene Ontology annotation, cellular component: sarcolemma. NCBI's taxonomy places the organism in Eukaryota, Metazoa, Chordata, Aves, Passeriformes, Paridae. The record is from RefSeq and is a predicted model, not a curated record.
CGGUGCCGGCCCCGCUGGCGCCGCCCGCAGCUCCCGCGGCUCCUCUGCCUAUUUUAGUCACAGCCGCGGCUCCGGGACCGCCGGCGGCCACGCGCGGCAGCCCCGGGCCAUCGCCGUCCCGUCCGGGCGGCCGGGAAACUUUUCCGCGGGCGCGGGGCAGGAGUCUCCAAGAUGAAUACUACAGCAAUGAGCCCACUCACCGUUACCCCACUAGGUUUUGUUCCAGACUUCAAAAAUUCCACUCUUGAUCCUCUCAAUGAGACUGCAUGUGAAAACUGGAAAGAGAUUCAUCAUCUUGUUUUUCACGUGGCAAACAUUUGCUUUGCAGUUGGACUGGUCAUUCCAACUACUUUGAAUCUUCAUAUGAUUCUUCUGCGAGGCCUGCUCACUGUAGGAUGUGCAUUAUUCAUCAUUUGGGCUACACUCUAUCGUUGUGCCUUGGACAUAAUGAUCUGGAAUUCUGUGUUUUUGGUUGUCAACCUUUUGCAUUUCAUAUACCUAGUGUAUAAAAGAAGACCGAUCAAGAUAGAGAAGGAGCUUAGCAGCCUCUACAAGAGAAUGUUUGAACCUCUCCAUGUGCCUCCAGAGCUCUUCCAAAGACUAACUGGACAAUUCUGCAACAUUCAGACUUUGAAGACAGGUCAAGCCUAUGCAGCAGAAGAUAAAACAUCAGUUGAUGAUAGGCUAAGCAUCCUGCUGAAGGGGAAAAUGAAGGUGUCUUAUCGAGGCCAUUUUCUGCAUAAUAUUUACCCCUGUGCCUUUAUAGAUUCUCCUGAAUUUCGAUCGACACAGAUGAACCGGGGUGAGAAAUUCCAGGUCACCAUUAUUGCAGAUGAUAAUUGCAAGUUCCUGUGCUGGUCCAGGGAAAGGCUGACUUACUUUCUGGAGUCUGAGCCAUUUCUUUAUGAGAUCUUUAAGUACCUUAUUGGCAAAGAUAUUACAAAUAAACUUUAUUCAUUGAAUGACCCAACCUUAAAUGACAAGGCUUCAAAGAAGAUUGAUCGACAGCCCAGCCUUUGCUCUCAGCUCUCCGUGAUGCAGAUGAGGAACAGCAUGGCCAGUACCAGUGACAGCGAGGAUGGCUUGCAGAUGUUUCUUCGUGGGACUUCCUCUGCAUCCUCUCUUCGCCCAGGCCGAACAUCUCCUUACCUGAGAACUUCAGCCAAGAUGAAGCCGAUAGAAGAAAGUGUUGAAGAUGAUGUCUUUGAAGCACCGUCUGCUGACAAGCUUGAACUCCAGCGUCUGCCUUAAACAGCUGUGUCCUCAGAGCUUGCAAAAGGAAGGAGCUGAAUUUGGGAGGAAUCUGAAAGCUAAGCCCACCUCUCCAUGUUUGAAUUUACUGCAGCAUAUGCCAGUGGCUUCUAGAUGGAAAUGUCAUGUUUUAUUUUACUUCUAAAUAAAAUAAAUAAAAUCUUGUGUGGAUUUUU